AUGGGUAAAGGUAGUCGCGAUUCCGAUUCAGAAGUUUCACUGUGUGUGAAAUAUACGUUAUUCUUCUUUAAUAUAAUAUUUUGGCUGAUUGGAUGUUUUAUAGUUGGUGUCAGCAUCUAUGCCAGAACUGAAAAAGGAUUUCAAGACGGUUUUGCUAGUUUAGCAUAUGAUCCUGUUAUGAUCUUGUUAGUUGUUGGUGUCGUAAUUUUCAUUUUGGGCUUUUCUGGAUGCGUUGGAGCCUUAAGAGAAAAUACCUGUCUCCUUCGAUUCGUUAAGGCUUUUGUCGAAGAUCAGUUACGAGGUGCAAUUAAAAAAUAUCGAGAUGAUGUUGAUCUACAGAACCUGAUUGAUUUUAUUCAACGUCAGUUUCGAUGUUGCGGUGUGGUGGGAUACAAAGACUGGGACGCUAAUAUUUACUUUAAUUGCACAAAAAGCAAUCCUAGUCGCGAAGCUUGUGGAGUACCAUUUUCUUGUUGCAGAAAUUCAACCAUCAACACUCAAUGUGGUUACGAUGUGCGCAGUCAGGGGGCAAGCAACUCUGUCAUAGAUCGCAUUUAUACUACAGGGUGUGUUGAUAACGUCGUGGCAUUCCUGAAAGACAACCUUUAUGUUGUUGCUGGAGUUGCUAUUGGAAUCGGUGUAACGCAGGAUUACUGGCUUAGUAACGAUAAGAAGCCGACUUCAAUAGACCUUCUAGCUCUUUAA
Molecule: messenger RNA, 705 nt
Organism: Trichoplax adhaerens
Lineage: Eukaryota; Metazoa; Placozoa; Uniplacotomia; Trichoplacea; Trichoplacidae
Exons: 7
Coding region: 1-705 (234 amino acids)
Cellular component (GO): membrane
Source: RefSeq, a predicted model, not a curated record